Molecule: messenger RNA, 4458 nt
Organism: Salmo salar (Atlantic salmon)
Lineage: Eukaryota; Metazoa; Chordata; Actinopteri; Salmoniformes; Salmonidae
Product: gasdermin-E
Biological process (GO): programmed cell death
Cellular component (GO): cytoplasm
Source: RefSeq, a predicted model, not a curated record
GGUCUGGAUACUUGUGGUUUUUAUAUUUAAUAAAUUAGCAAAAAUGUCAACCUGUAAAAAUAUAUUUUAGAAUAAGGCUGUAACAAUGUGGAAAAGUCAAGGGAUCUGAAUACUCUGAAAGCCCUGUGUAGUGUAUGUUAAGGACUAUCAAAGAUGUUUAGAAAAUAAAUAUUGGUAGAAAGUGAUAAAGCGAAAUAAAUGGUCUACACCAAUACCCACAUGCACCUGAUAAUAAACAAAGCAAUGAGUGCUCUAAACAGCUGACUGCAAACAAUGAUGAAGGAAUAGACUUUUGAAGGGAGCAUGGCAAACAAAUUGUGAAAAUGAGCAAGUAGCCUACAAAGGGAAAUCCAUGUGUUUAAAGGACUGCAGUUGAGGCCUAAAUUCAGCACUACUGAGUGGACAGGAAGAGAGGUGUGGGUGUUUGGAAGAUUUUAUUUCAAUAUUUACCACUGUAAAACAUAUUUACCACUACAUUUGUAACAAAUAGAAGGGUUAAAUUAGCAUUAUUUAGAUAACCCAAAGUUGGACCUUUUUGCAUUUAGGGGAGCUGAGGCCCCGUGUAAUUCACACCCUGAUUUUUAUGACACUUUUAUUGUUGGUGUUAUGACAUGGUGUUGUAAAAAUUGGCCUUCACUCUCUGCCUUGUCUAUUGUCUUUAUCUUCAUGUGCUCGAUAAUGCGCUGAUGCAUUUGUUUCUUGUGUGUGUGUUACAGCAAUCAGGAACCUUGUUUUACCUUUGUGUUAAUCAUUAGCAGCUGAAGACUGCUGUUGAAAGAACAGUUAGGAUGAUGAAUACAGAAUGAUAAUGAGACUUGACUCCUUCCUCAUAUUGUAAGUCAAAGGACAAAGUAGCAGUUAUGUUUGGGUUCUGAUUAUGUAAUGGACAACACCUGAUUUCAGAAACACUGUGUGGAAUUCAGUUUGCUUGAUGCAUGUUAAGUUAGGACUGAGUUUGACACACACACACACACACACACACACACACUGCUCAUGUGAUGUCAAUUACCUCGGUAGACACUGUGGGGGCGUGGUGGAAACAGAGGCCCAAAGUCUGCCCUUUCAAAAGUGCAGAAGUAGGACGAACCCACUUUGUCUGACUGACAACUCUCUGCUCCAAUCGAUACCGUAACAAUCUUUGGAUACCCUAUCGUAUAGUUGUUGGUGUGUAGCGGCACUCAUUUCAUCAGAAUGUAAAAUAAAAAUCCAAGUAGCGGGAUAAGUAUCAAUGGGUGGUAAACUGUUUGUCUACUACUGUAUAACAGAGUACAACAGUUUCAAGUUAUAAGAACAGGGCAUCUGAAUAGUUUUACACUUUCUUUCGCUGCUGUGCCUCAGGUGACUUUUACUAGAACCGACAUUCCAGAAGUGACAGGGUGGAUGCGCUGCACUCGAUCCCUGUUUAAUAAAUCCAGACUCUACAACAAGGUGUUGGCCCUGUCCCCCCCAACAAGUGAUGUUUGCCAAGGCGACCGCAAACUUUGUCCGUCAGAUCGACCCGGAUGGAACUCUGAUCUCUGUCUCACGCCUUAACGACUCAGACAAAUUGGUUCCCAUGGCACUGGUCGUCAAGCGCAACCGUUUCUGGUUCUGGCAACAGCCCAAGUACCAGCCCUCUGGCUUCACACUCAGUCACCUGUUGUUAGGAGACAAAGAACUCACUCCAGACGUGUCUGAGUCAGACUUCCUGUCCUAUGAGGGUAGGUUUGGAGACAACCUGAGUGGGAAGCUGGAUGCCAAGGCUGGGAACGUCAGUGUCAACUUGGAGGGGAGGGGCUCCUCCAGGCUCCAAUCAUCAUUCGGCAAACUGAAGAAACAGGAUGUUGAUAUACAGAAGCUACUGCUAGCCUCCAAUGACAGGAUGGUGGACAUGCAGCAUAUUCUAGUGCAGCAGUGUCAGAAGCAUACGGAGGUGUUUGCUGUAUUGAAGGAGAGGGUCCUAACCACCAUCCCCUGCUCCAUCUCAGAACAGGUCCAGGAACAGGGCACCUGCCAGAGGGUUCUGGGAUUACUGGGCAACCUGGGGACACAUGCAUUAUUAAAUGAGAAUGGCAGUAUAGAGAUGGACAGUGACAUUUCCUUGGAGAUUCCCCCUCUCACUGUCAUCGCCUACAGCCUCAUAGAGCUAGAGGUCAGGAAAGAUGGACACUAUGAGCUGUGUCUCCAGCAUGGUACUCUUGGAGGAUUCGAGGCAGACUCUGGGAGGACCUCGCCGUCCCAGGAUUCCUUUGAUGCCCUGUGUGUAGUGGACGGGCUGGAGUGGACGGAGAAGGAGAUUCCUGAAGGAGCACCACUCAGCACACUGCAGAAAAUUUUGCAGGGGUUGGACUUGGAGGUCUAUGCAGGUCAGUUAGCGGUUCUCCCAGAGUUGACCCGGUUCGCUCUGUUACAAAAACUCCGGGAGGUUCUAGUGGACAGAACCACACUCUCGGUUCUGGAACACAUGUUGGAGGGGUUGUGUAGAGGUGAGGAACCUGACCCUGCAGAGGUAAAGCAAUUAACUGUGACUCAAAACAAAUCUGUUUUCGCCCUAUUGGACCUGGUCCAGAAAGGCCCAACCAAUGAGAUACAGGCUGACAGAGCCUCCGCCUCCCCUCACCUGACCGCCACUCACCUGCUGGUCAGCGCCUUGGAGGCGUUGCCUAAAGCUGCUCUGACUCUGCUGGGAGAAUCUAGCCCUGAUGUCCUGGAAGCUCUCAACACUCUGGUGACCAAGCUAAAGGUAAACAGUCAGUCCCUCCCCCUUGAGUCGCUGCCCCUCCCCCUACAGGAUGAAGGGGCAUUCCAUUGGGCAGAGCAGCUCCUCUUCUCCUCCAAAGUGACGCUGCGGAGAGAGACUGACAGGCUUUGGGCGGAGACAGGAAGAAAGCCAGGAGUUUUUCCAUUGGUCAUGUGCAUCGCUGUGCAAGGACUUACAUCUCUGUAUACUGGGAAAGAGUAGCGGGCAUAGAUAGAUGGAUGGGUGACCAUGAUUGACAGAGGAAGAACAAUGAUUCCAAGCACCACCCUCCUUUUGAAGCUAUCAGUCUGUUAUUCGAACUCAAUCAGCAUGACAGAGUGAUCUCCAGCCUUGUCCUCGUUAACACUCACACCUGUGUUAACGAGAGAAUCACUGACAUGAUGUCAGCUGGUCCUUUUGUGGCAGGGCUGAAAUGCAGUGGAAAUGUUUUGGGGGGAUUCAGUUCAUGGCAAAGAGGGACUUUGCAAUUCAUUGCAAUUCAUCUGAUCACUCUUCAUAACAUUCUGGAGUAUCUGCAAAUUGCCAUCAUACAAACUGAGGCAGCAGACUUUGGGAAAAUGUAUAUUUGUCAUUCUCAAAUCUUUUGGCCACGACUGUACACUCAAUGAAUUAUGUAUUUUUGGAGACACUUACAAAAAGCUGUAAGAGAAUCUACUCCAGAAUAUGAAAGUAAGACUUGUUUUCAGAAACUUUGUGUUUGGAAAGAAAUUGUAAACCGAAGUCAUUUGUGAUUGAGUCGACAUACGCAGCGUUUACCGUGAACGGCGUCUCCGCUAAAGCAGGAAAAUUGCCUUAAAAUGUUAAUCAUGCUGUAAAGCUGAACUUAUGCAAUGCGGAUUGAAUAGAGCCCUCACAGUAUAUUACCUCUACAUUUAAUGUAGAAGUGUUUAUAAAUAUAUUAUAUUCUUGUUUACAAUAAAAGUGACUCAAAUGACACAAUGCAUCAUUUUGUACUGAAGAAUGUUUGUUUCAAAUGCUUGUUUUGUUUUUCACGUUUUGUGUUUGCUUUUCAUGUAUUGUGCAAUUGAUGUGUAUAUAGUUACAGGUAACUGCCAAAAUAAAGGAAACAUCAACAUAAAGUGUCUUAAUACAGCAUUGGUCCACUGCAAUCCAGAACAGUUUCAAUGUGCCUUGGCAUAGAUUCUACAAGUGUCUGGAACUCUAUUGGAGGGAUGUGACACCAUUCUUCCACAAGAAAUGUCAUUUUGUGUUUCUGGAGUGGCGCUGUCUCAGGCGCCACUCCAGAAUCUUCCAUAAGGGUUCAAUUGGGUUUAGAUCUGGUGACUGAGAUGGCCAUGGCAUAUAGUUUACAUAGUUCUCAUGCUCAACUAAACAUUCAGUGACCACUCCUGCCCUGUGGAUAGGGGCAUUGUUAUCCUAUGGAGGCAUAGCCAUGGUAGCCUAAAUAUCAUGCAUUGUUAUACAUGACCCUAAGCAUGAUGGGAUGUUAAUUGCUUAAUAAACUCAGGAACCACACCUGUGUGGAAGCACCUGCUUUAAAUAUGCUUUGUAUGCCUGUUUAUAUUAUCUUGGCAGUUACCUGUCUAUUGCCUCUGUAAGACAUCUAGUCAAAGCAUAUUACUAUUUGUGUAAGAUUAUCAGGCUUUUUAAUAAUAUAUCAAUAUGUUGCAUUUCACAGUUCUACGUACUUGCAAUGCUGCCGCUAAACUAUGCAUUCUGUGUUUUUAAUAAAAUGUACUGUAUAUUUAUGAACCAUC